Messenger RNA from Sarcophilus harrisii (Tasmanian devil), 1897 nucleotides. RefSeq names its product zinc finger protein 2 homolog. Gene Ontology annotation, biological process: regulation of transcription by RNA polymerase II. The record is from RefSeq and is a predicted model, not a curated record. Gene Ontology annotation, cellular component: nucleus. The transcript is spliced from 6 exons. NCBI's taxonomy places the organism in Eukaryota, Metazoa, Chordata, Mammalia, Dasyuromorphia, Dasyuridae. Gene Ontology annotation, molecular function: DNA-binding transcription activator activity, RNA polymerase II-specific; RNA polymerase II cis-regulatory region sequence-specific DNA binding. Bases 1 to 1578 code for a protein of 525 amino acids.
AUGAUGGAGUGUGGAAGCUGGGCUUUUCCAUGCACAGGGUGGGAACAGCAGGACCCUGAGAUAAAAACUGGGGACCAGAAGGAAGAACUUGACAACUUUGAUUGCUUUGCUACCUGCACAGGGAGCCUGGAGCCAGAGGGAAUGGGCCCUGGGAGCCUUGGAUCUCCUCUUCAGGAGGUGAUGACAUUCAAGGAUGUGGCUGUGGACUUCACCCAGGAGGAAUGGGGCCUCUUGGACCAUUCUCAGAAGGAGUUGUACAAGGAGGUCAUGCUGGAGAAUGCCAGGAACCUGCUCUCUCUGGGACUUCCAGUUCCUAGAGAAGAUGUGAUCUUUUAUUUUAACCAAAGGGAAGCGCCAUGGAUGCUGGACCAAGAAGGCCUGAGUUGCUGCCCUCCAGGAGAUAUGGGAAUUGAAAUGAAAGAAACUACUGCACACAGAAGCCUGUCUAUGGUAGAAAGUCACAUGCAAAGAUUCAUGAGUGAUAGUCUCUGUGAUUUUACUUGGACAGAAAUCUGUAUGACACAUCAGAGAAUCCACACUGGAGAGAGACCUUAUGAAUGUAAGCAGUGUGGGAAAGCUUUUAGGUGUAAGACAAAUCUCACUAGACAUCAGAGAAUCCACACUGGAGAAAAACCUUAUGAAUGUAACCUAUGUGGAAAGGCUUUUAUAGAAAGGAGACCCCUUACUGCACAUCAGAGAAUUCAUACUGGAGAGAAACCUUAUAAAUGUAACCAAUGUGGAAAGGCCUUUAGGCAAAUGGGAACUCUUACUGCACAUCAGAGAAUCCACACUGGAGAAAAACCUUAUGAAUGUAACCAAUGUGGAAAGGGUUUUACAGACAAUAGAUCACUUAGUUUACAUGAGAGAGUCCACACUGAAGAGAAACCUUUUGAAUGUAAGCAAUGUGGAAAGGCCUUUAGGCAAAAGGGAAGUCUUACUGUCCAUGAGAGAAUCCACACUGGAGAGAAACCUUAUGAAUGUUACCAAUGUGGAAAGGGUUUUACAGACAACAGAUCACUUAAUCAACAUCAGAGAAUCCACACGGAAGAGAAACCAUAUGAAUGUAACCAAUGUGGAAAGGCCUUUAGGCAAAGGGGAAGUCUUACUAGACAUCAGAGAAUCCACACUGGAGAGAAACCUUAUGAAUGUAAACCAUGUGGAAAAAGUUUCAGGUACAAGACGAGUCUUACUGGGCAUCAGGGAAUCCAUACUGGAGAGAAACCUUAUGAAUGUAAUCAAUGUGGAAAGGCUUUUAUAGACAAUAAAUCACUUACUGUACAUGAGAGAACCCACACUGAAGAGAAACCAUAUGAAUGUAACCAAUGUGGAAAGGGCUUUAGCAAAAGGGGAGUCCUUACUGCACAUCAGAGAAUCCAUACCGGAGAGAAACCAUAUGAAUGUAACCAUUGUGGAAAGACCUUUAGGCAAAGGGGAGUUCUUACUGCACAUCAGAGAAUCCACACUGGAGAGAAACCUUAUGAAUGUAAGCAGUGUGGAGAGACUUUUAGGUAUAAGAUAAGUCUUAUUGUACAUCAGAAAAGUCACAUGGGAGAGAAAUCUUAUGAAUGUAUCCAAUAAGGAAUGAGCUGUAUAAAAAUUUGAUUGGCUAGUGCCAAAUUUGUGAAGAAAGGUAAAAUGAAGAAGAACAUGAAUCAGAGAACAUUGGGAGAAGAUGUGGUGGUAAUGAUUCCUUUUAUAUUUAGCCUUCUCUAGCCAUAACCCAAGGGUACAGGGAGAAAGGAAACAAAAGAUGAGUAGGGAUAGCAAAUAGGUUCUUAGGCAUAUUGGAUCCUUCUUUUCCACCUGAUCAUCUAUUUUAAAGGCAGCAUGGGAGAAUGGAAAUAUUACUAGAUUUGGAUCCAGAGGACAUGGAUUGAAAUACCACUCUGAUGUUGGA